GACCGGCUGACUGACAUUCCCACGUGUUGCCCAUUCCCGUAGUACACAGUACAGUAUUGACACCGAUGACAGUGAUGAUGAUUUUCAGACAUUCGGUGCAAGAGCCUUGUCCUGGAAACCCUGUCUCUGAGAAGUUUGUGUCACAUUGCUGAGAUGUUAUAGAACGGAGUGAAGAAGAUGAAGGUUAAGUUCUUUGUACAAGCAAUAUCAAGGCUUGUUGGCCAAGACAUAUCUGCGCUUAAAACUGCACGGCGAAUGCUUUGCGCCUUUUCUUGGCGUUAUGAUCUCACCCACGGCAACACAGAUUCUCCUAAGAACAGAUUAGUCAGGGGAAUGUGCUCCUGGCAGAGUUUUUUGGAUGCAGAGAGAAGACACUGGCAGACGUCCUCUGUGUUCUACAAGGAUUUAGCCGCAGUUCUAAACAAAUGCCUUUAUGAAAUACAUAAUAGUUAUCCCAUAAGAAGAGAAAGGGAAAUGAUUUCACGUGGAGAUUACAUGUAUUUUGCUGAGGACAAUUGCAUAUAUCGCUUGCGAAAAAGCAUUGGUGAAACCAGCCAGGAGGUUUUGUUUUGCCCAGAAGAUGUUGGUUUGCAAGAUCACUUAAUUCAACGCAUCAGAGUUUCACUUGGUCAAAGUUUUUUGGCAAUUGCUCUGAAAGGUUAUGAAAGGGAAGAGUCCGUCUGUAUUGUUGUGAAAUCGGAAGAUGUGGCAGAAAUAGUUUGCAGUAUACCAAAUGUUUUCAGUUUUGAGUGGGUCACCGACAGGGUCCUAUUUCACACCAAACAGGAAAACCUUCAGUGCCAUUGUGUGUAUGCAACAGACUUCAGCAAUCCAAGUGACACUAAGCUGGUGUAUACAGAACAGGAUGACAGUUUUUUUGUAGAUAUUUAUUGUACCAGAGACGGGCGAUUUCUCACCAUCAACAGUAACAGUAAAACUACUUCUGAGGUCUGGCUUAUUGACUGCAGUUACCCUUUUAAACCUCCCACACUGGUACAUCCCCGAAUGCCAGGAAUUGUUUACCACGUGGAGCACAGUAAUGGCUAUCUGUAUAUUCUCACUACUUAUGGAGACACUGCAGAGUACAAGUUAGUGAAGGCUCCUCUAAAUAGUGGUAUACAGCACUGGAAACCUAUUUAUCAGAUGCAAGCAGAAUCCCGACUGCUGGACAUGGAGAUGUUAAAGGAUCACUGUGCAGUGUUUUUGAGACACCACAAUGAACUGUAUAUGGACGUGACUUCCCUCUCCAGCGAGUCAGUUAUCCACUCUCUGAAGUUUCCAGAGUGGGCCUGUGCACUUCAGCCGGCCCUGCGGCCAGAGGAAAACACUAACCACCUCAGAUUGUACCUGGAGUCACCCAUACAUCAGCCAGUCAUGUUUGAUUAUUCAGUAUUAGCAAACAGGUUGUCAGAAGUGACUGAUCACUCCAGCGAGGAGAAUGAGACCUGCCGUGUAGUACGAAUGAAAGCCAAAAGCAAGGAUGGCACUUUGGUGCCAGUUACAGUUUUGUAUGAAGUUGGUGGUGGACUGAGACAUAGGCCUCUCCUUGUUCAUGUGUAUGGAGCUUACGGUAUGGAUUUGAAUAUGAGUUUUAAAGCUGAAAAGAGAAUGCUGGUUGAAGAUGGCUGGAUAUUAGCCUAUUGCCAUGUAAGAGGUGGUGGUGAAUUGGGCUGUGAGUGGCAUAAACAGGGCAUCCUGGAUAAGAAGCGGAAUGGCCUGGAUGAUCUACAGGCUUGCAUAACUUAUAUACAUGACCUGGGAUUUUCACAGCCCUAUCGCACAGCAUUGGAGGCAGCCAGUGCAGGAGGGGUACUAGCUGGCGCUCUGUACAAUUCCACUCCAUGGCUCUUCCAAGCAAUGAUUUUAGAGGCACCUUUUAUGGAUGUGUUGAAUACAAUGCUGGAUACAUUGUUACCGUUGACUGUUGAAGAACAAGAAGAGUGGGGCAAUCCAUUGCUGAACAUGCAACACUACAGAUCUAUAGAAGCGUAUUGCCCUUAUGAGAAUAUCAAACCACAGAACUAUCCUUCAGUCCUAAUCACGGCUUAUGAAAAUGACCAACGCGUUCCAUUACAUGGAUUGCUACGAUAUGUAAAAAAACUUAGGACGGCAGCAGUACAUUAUUUCCAGAGUUCCACUUUACCAGAUCGUAAAAUGCCUAAUAUACUGCUAGAUGUCCGCCCUGGGGGCAGUCACUGUGAUUCAUUGUCUUGGGAAGAUUCCUUGCAGAAGGUGGCAAUACAUCUUUCUUUUCUACACAAAGAGCUUAACCUCGGUGAAAUGAAAACAAUCCAACAUAAAAAAUGAACCUUGUGUGAAUAAAAAUAAAUACUGAAGAAAGAAAAAAGAAAUGUUUCCUAAUUUUACAUUUCUGUAUUUUUUAAAAUAUUUCCCCCAAAAAUCAAAAUAAGUAUAAGAUGAGAUGGCACGAGGACGGCGAAUGUAAAGGACCCCAUACACUUACGUGACGUGUCUGUCUGACAUGUCGCCGGUGAUCACUCCGGCAACCUCCUGGGGGGCAGGAUCGCCAAAGAUACAUCGUAUGCUGUCCUUUUGCAUACAAUGUAUCUUGGGCGAUCCCAGCCAUGUCUGCGGGGUUGGACAUGAUUGAAUGUGCAGCACAUUCAAUCUGGAGGAUCUGAUCCGAUGCUUACGGGAACGCGGAUCGGAAACCCCUCCAAAAUGUCCGAUUUCAUCAUAUAUAUCGGGCCGGAUGAAAUCGGGCAUUAUCGUCCUAGUGUAUGGGGCCCUUAAGCGUGAACCUAGGCAAGUCAGAUGUAGGAACUUGGUCUUCAGUAUUUUCAUUUUGUAUUUUAUUGUUGUCCGCUUCUGUUAUUGUGACUGGUAAACUUUCAUUUUGUCAGCAUCCUUCAGUAAUCUUAAAAUCUGCAUAGAUGCAACAUUAUGGAGAAAGAAAACAAAUACAAUAGGCAGCCACACGCCAGUGUGAUGUUAAAUGUACCUACAUAAACACAGACCAUUGAGGAAAAAAUAACAAUAAUCAUCCACCAAUUUAAUUAUUCUAAACAUAGCUGAGAGAAGAGGCAGUAUGUGAACCAUACAGGAUGAAGGUUAGGUUUGAUAUAACAUUUAUAAUUGCAUAGAAAAAUGCUAAACUUUGGAUCAGCUGUUACAGUGCAGCAAGAAAACCUCCCACAUGGACCGGGAUGUAAUGAAGUCCAAGUUGAGCAGCCAUGCGGGAUGCCAGACGAACUUUGAAUUUUUUUUUAAAUUGGCAAUCAUGUAGAAGGCUAAACUAUGCCAAGUUGUCCGAGUUCGGCUGGAAUCCCACAUGGCCACCGAACUAGGACUUCAUUACAUCCCAUAAUGAUUUUCAGGCCAUUUCUCUCCCAGAGUGCAACUAAACUUAUCAUCCACUCACUGGUCAUCUCACGACUUGACUACUGCAAUGUGCUCCUCACUGGCCUCACUUGCUCCCACAUCGCUCCCCUCCAAUCUGUCCUCAACUCUGCAGCUAGGCUCAUCUCCCUCUCCCGCCGCUCCACUUCUGCCACUCCCCUUCAACAAAAUCUACACUGGCUCCCAUUCCCCUACAGAAUCCUCUUCAAACUCCUCACCCUCACAUACAAGGCCAUCUCUAAUUCCACUGCUCCCUACAUCUCCAACCUCCUCUCCCUUCAUACUCCCUCCCGUCCACUACGGUCGGCUGAUGACCGUCGCCUCUCCUCUGCUUUGGGCACUGCUUCCCAUGCACGAGUUCAGGAUUUUGCCCGUGCUGCACCCCUUCAGUGGAAUGCGCUCCCCCGCUCCAUUAGACUCUCCCCGACCUUGCAAAGCUUCAAACGGCAUUGAAAACCCACCUAUUCAUCAAAGCGUACCCCUCCAAUGCAUAACCUAGUCCUUAGGCUGCUCCUCCAUCCCCCUGCCCCAUGCCUUGGACAUCUCUGCUUUGCUCGCAUACCACCAUCAGGCUUCUACCUGCUUGCACCUCAUGUCAUC
Pseudophryne corroboree (corroboree frog) is the source of this 3960-nucleotide messenger RNA. It is a transcript of the gene PREPL, whose product is annotated as prolyl endopeptidase like. Gene Ontology annotation, biological process: proteolysis. Gene Ontology annotation, molecular function: serine-type endopeptidase activity. Lineage: Eukaryota; Metazoa; Chordata; Amphibia; Anura; Myobatrachidae. Gene Ontology annotation, cellular component: cytoskeleton; Golgi apparatus. The coding region runs from base 178 to 2307 and encodes 709 amino acids. The transcript has 15 exons. The record is from RefSeq and is a predicted model, not a curated record.